Molecule: messenger RNA, 4432 nt
Organism: Drosophila eugracilis
Lineage: Eukaryota; Metazoa; Arthropoda; Insecta; Diptera; Drosophilidae
Product: putative ATP-dependent RNA helicase DHX57
Exons: 6
Coding region: 207-4070 (1287 amino acids)
Cellular component (GO): intracellular anatomical structure
Molecular function (GO): RNA binding; ATP binding; metal ion binding
Source: RefSeq, a predicted model, not a curated record
UAUCAAACUGCAAAAAAAAAAUAUGAAUUCCGAAAACAUUAAACACAACGAAGGCAUAUUAUAAUUACUCACAAUCUUAAAUAAAAAUGUUAAGAAAAAAAUAUAGCUUUUUUAAAAUUAGAUCUAGCUAUCUAGAUCAGUGUACAGCACUGCCUUGGCGUUUGUUGUGAAAUUUACCUGACUUAUAUUGCCGUUUAACAGUAGCCAUGGACGAAUUCUCGCGACAGCAAAUGGAUGACUGCUUUCUGCGCAGUCCAAAUGACAUCCGCACCACCAACGUGCAAGCGGUGCCAAAAUCGCAGGCGGAUAACAAGUCCCGAAAGACGGAACUACACGUCCUCCGGCUGAAUGACGAGUCCCGCCAAAUCACCAUGGACACACUGCGCCAGAUUCACGGUCCUGACUUCCAGCUGGACGACAUAAGCAAGUACAAGGAUCGCGGACGCGGUGGCCACGGCGUGAAGCACUCCUAUUGGCAGGAUCGGGGCACUCUGAUGGUGCAGAGUGUCCAGGGAGUUAGCUCGUCGCGCGGGAACGAUAGCGAUGGCGAUCGGUUGCGUCGCUAUGCUUUGGCCAAACUCGAGAACUACGGCUUCCAUCCCGUCCAUUGCUUGGAGGCCUAUGAUCACUGCUCCGGCGACACAGAGGCUGCUCUGCUGCUGCUCUACCGCCGCUAUAUGAGGAUUGCCGAGCAGGAGGAGCUGACCCUUGAACCUCCCAGCGAGCAGGAACUGCUGGAUAUGCGAACGGAUGAGAAGGAGGCCCUGGAGUCCAUCUAUGACAAGGCGUACGAGGAGCGCGAGGCGAAUCGUGUUUGGAACCUUAAGUUUCGCAUCGACCACCUACUGGCCCACAGUCCCUCGGAGGUACGGAAGGCCAGGGAGGCAGCCCUAGCUGCCGCUGCUGCUGCUGCCCAGAAGUUGGUGGACAAAAAGAAGAAGGGGCCACUACGAUGUCGAAACUUUGACCGCGACGGCACCUGCAAGUACGGACCCAAGUGCAGGUUUCCUCAUCUUGCUCCGGAGCCAACUGAAACAGAUACUAUCAAGAAGGAUAGCGUUGACGAAAACGACAACGAGCUCUGGUUUCACGUGGAGGUGCGCUUUCCGCCCGGAAGCCGCUAUCCCUAUGAGGCGCCCUUCAUAUACUUAAAAACCACCUGUCACGAUAUCCCCCACGAGCUGCGCCUCCGGUACGCUCGCCAUCUGUACAAAGAAGCCAGAGAGAUUUGCCGUGAUGGCAUUCCCUGUGUAUACAGCAUUUGCGACCUGCUGCAGUCCAAUGAACAGCUAGCUGGUCGCCUGGAUACGUCUGCGUUUCCUUCGCCCAAGCGUUCAAUCUUCGACAACGAGCCAGAGGGCGGUGGAGCGGAUAAGGAUGGUGACCAUCAGCAACUACCAAAGCCCUCGCACUACACCCGCGGGCAAACGUCACGAAAUGAAGGGGGCAACCAGCGAAAUGCGGAGGCACAGGCCCGGGAGAAUCGUCGCCUACUGCAGCAGUUCGUAGAGCGACGGAAGGAGGAGCGCUACCAAAAGGUUAUUGACGGCCGCAAACAGCUGCCCGCAUUUGCCGAAAUCGAACGUAUUCUGGCCCUGAUUGAAAGCUCACCCGUAGUAGUGAUAUCUGGUGAAACGGGUUGCGGCAAGAGUACACAAGUGCCGCAGUUCAUCCUAGACAACUGGUUCUUCCGCGCCCUCCAACUGCCUCCAAAGGAGAACCUGCCGCAUGUGGAAAUCAUCUGCACUCAACCACGACGUCUCUCGGCCAUCGGAGUAGCAGAACGAGUGGCUGCCGAGCGUUUGGAUCGCAUUGGUCAGUUGGUGGGCUACCAGAUCCGUCUGGAAAACAAGGUGUCGCAAAGCACACGUCUCAGUUUCUGUACCACGGGCAUCCUUUUGCGCCGAUUGGCUUCCGAUCCGCUGCUGGAAAGCGUUACUCAUGUCAUUGUAGACGAAGUUCAUGAGCGUUCUGAGGAAUCCGAUUUUCUACUGCUCAUCUUGAAAAAUUUACUGCGAGAACGCAAGGAUCUCAAAGUUAUCCUCAUGUCCGCCACCUUAAAUGCCACUCUUUUCUCGGAUUACUUUGGUGGAGCACCCGUGCUGGAUAUUCCUGGACGAACUUUCCCUGUUCAACAACUUUUCUUGGAGGAUAUUCUGGAGAUGAGCGAUUUUGUCAUGGAGUACGAUACCAAGUACUGCCGCAAACUAAAGAAAAAUGAGCAGGAUAUACUGGAGCGUGAGCUGGAAUACGCCGAUGUACAAGCUUCGGGACAGGCGCCAGGAAAGAAGAUCAAAGAUGAAAAACUAACUCUGGCCGAGACCUAUCAGAGAUAUGCGGAAUAUAGCAAACCAACUUGCAAGAGUAUCUACCUGAUGGAGCCCAUGACUAUUAACCCCGAACUGAUAGAAUCCGUACUUAAGUACAUUGUUGAAGGCUCCCACGAUUGGCCUCGUGAGGGAACCAUCCUCAUCUUUCUGCCCGGCUUCGGGGAAAUACAAACCGUCCACGAUUCACUGCUUGACCACGCACUAUUCUCGCCACGUGCUGGCAAGUUCAUCUUGGUGCCCCUGCACUCUGCUCUGUCUGGCGAGGAUCAAGCGCUAGUCUUUAAGAAAGCGCCACCCGGCAAACGAAAGAUAGUGCUAAGCACGAACAUUGCCGAGACCUCGGUGACUAUCGACGACUGUGUGUUCGUGGUGGACUGCGGCCUUAUGAAGGAGAAGUGCUUCGACUCGAAUCGUAACAUGGAGUCGCUAGAUCUAGUCUGGGUCUCUCGUGCCAAUGCCAAGCAGCGAAAGGGUCGUGCUGGCCGUGUGAUGCCUGGAGUUUGUAUCCACCUGUACACUAGUCAUCGCUACCACCAGCACAUCCUGGCCCAGCCAGUUCCGGAGAUUCAACGUGUGCCACUCGAGCAGAUUGUGUUGCGGAUCAAGACGUUACAAACGUUUGCUUCGCGCAAUACACUGUCGGUCCUUUUGGAAACCCUAGAGGCGCCCACAGAGGACAGUGUGCUGGGAGCCCUGACACGGUUAAGGGACGUGGGAGCUCUUGACUCAGAAGAUCAGUUGACGCCGCUAGGCCAUCAUCUCGCUGCCCUGCCCGUAGACGUCCGCAUUGGCAAACUGAUGCUUUACGGGGCGAUCUUCCAAUGUCUGGACAGUGUGCUGACCAUCGCCGCCUGCCUGAGCAAUAAGUCGCCAUUCGUAAGUCCUUUGAACAAACGCACGGAGGCGGACAAGUGCAAACGCAUGUUCGCUCUGGGCAACAGCGAUCACCUAACAGUGCUGAAUGCUUACAGGAAAUGGCUGGAUGUGGCACGUAGGGGAAACUAUGCAGCCAGCAGGAACUAUGCCAGUGAACAUUUCCUGUCGCUUAAUACUCUUGAGACAAUAGCCGACCUCAAAUACCAAUACCUGGAGCUACUCGUCUCCAUUGGCUUUGUGCCCAUCAAUGUGCCGCGAAGACGCAAGAAUGCCUGUGACAAUAUUCUGACACUGACAGGUGUGGAGCAGAACCAUAAUGGUGAUAACAACAGACUGCUGACCUCGCUUCUCUGUGCCGCCCUCUACCCAAACAUCGUAAAGAUCAUGACGCCGGAACGCGUUUAUGUCCAAACGGCUGGCGGUGCUGUGCCGCGCGAGCCGAGCCACCAAGACUUGCGUUUCAAGACUCGCGGCGAUGGAUACGUGAAGAUCCAUCCAUCAUCGGUCAACUCACAUGUGGCCGUCUUUCAGGCGCCCUUCCUCGUCUACCAGGAGAAAGUACGCACGAGCGCCAUUUAUAUCCGCGACUGCUCAAUGCUGCCACUCAUCGCCAUGGUCCUGUUUGCCGGCAGCGACUUUAAGGUCGAGCUACAUGACGGUGACUUCCUCUUCCUUCUCGAAAGUGGCUGGAUCAUACUGAAGGCCCAUGACCUCGAGACCGCUGAGAUGGUACAGUGUCUGCGGGCGGAGUUGAUCAAGCUGCUGGAAGAGAAGAUUCGUGAUCCGUGCCUUAAUCUUCUGCACCACAAGAACGGCUGCCGUAUGAUCGGCAAUAUCGUUCACCUGAUCAGUAAAAACAGCUGAGACGCUCCUCAUUUAUAAACUUUUCAAAUCGUUUUGUACAUUUUGUGUAAUAGCUGUUUUAGCCAAUACUUAAAUGCCUGUAAUAUACGCCAAACGAGACCAAUAACAAAUCACCGAAACGAUGGCUUUAAAUCGCGCUCCAUAGGGUUCAUAUGAUGAAAAAUAGAAAAAAAUGGAUUUUGUAAUAAGAUUUUUGUUUUUAAAUAACUUUCUUUAACUGCCUCAUUUUCAAGUCAUUAUUAAGCCUUGUUUUCAGUCUAGUUAGAAAAACUCACUCUUUGUAAUAGAUCAAUAUUAUUUUUAUGUAUUCCCUACCAUCCGCUAAAACUGUUUUAUCAAUAUUAAUAAACGAUCAUUAUUUA